Molecule: messenger RNA, 4193 nt
Organism: Tetranychus urticae (two-spotted spider mite)
Lineage: Eukaryota; Metazoa; Arthropoda; Arachnida; Trombidiformes; Tetranychidae
Source: RefSeq, a predicted model, not a curated record
GUUUCAUUAUUCAGAAUGUUUUCGUGCUCAACAUGUAAGCAAAGUUUCUUGAAAUACAAAUCUUUUCUUCUGCAUAAAACAAAGUGUAAAAAAGUUGUCUGUAAGAAAUGUAAAAGUAGCUUUUCUUCUUUAACUUUCUUAAAUCAUCUUAAUCAAUGUAGACAAAAACAGAGUGAGGAUAUUGGAGAUUUUGCAACAUUCAAAUUGCACAAAAGAAGCUAUAGAAAUGCUUUAGCUGUGUACAUAAAAGCUGAUGGUUGGAAAUCAAUUGAACAUCUACUAGCUGUUGAAAAGGAAAAUAUCCAAUCUUUGCUUAAAUAUAUCAUUGAAAAAAUUGGAUCUGUAAAAGUGCAAGCAUGUCUUCUACUUAAAUUUAUCAAACAGAAAACUGAAGGAGGAACGGAUACAACAGAAAUUUAUAAAGUUGCUGAGAUGUUAAGCCUAACAAACCUGCAUCAUAUUGAAACUAUUGUUAAAAACUGGAUCGAACAGAUUGAGUUGGCUAUCGAUCAAUUCACACAACGUGGAAGUGGAUGGGUGCUUCAGAGUGUGAAGGUUCUUGAGAUUCGUGUUGGAAAACUGAAAGAACAUAGUGGAGGCUGUGAUUCAACAAAAUUACCAUCUGAUUUCAACAAAAAGAAAAGUUUAUUAUCUCCAAAAUGUAGAAAAGAUUGUUUCAAAUGGUCUAUCCUUAUGGCUUUACACCCUCAAAAAAUGAAUAAAGAAAGAAUAGGGCAUUACAAAGUUUUUGAAAAGCAAUAUGACUUUAGUCAAGUAGAUGGUAUGACAACGCUUUCACAGGUUAAACGCUUUACUAAACGAAAUAAUGUUUCUGUGAAUGUUUAUACAUUAACACCUGAUGAAAAAAAGAAAGUUGUUCCGCUAAUGGUUGCUAAGGAACGUCAGUUGAAGCAUGCAAAUCUUUUCUUAUUCAACGAACAUUAUUAUUGCAUUACAAAUUUCAAUGCAUUCAUCAAAAGCAGUCGAUCCUGGGAGCGUUAUUUCUGUUAUAAUUGCUGUUCAGGUUUUAGAAAUCAAACAGCGCUAUCUAAACAUGAACUUGUCUGUUACAAUAAAACUGCACAAAGUGUCGUUCUCCCUGGUCAGGAAAACAUUCCAACUAAAUGUAAAUUUAGACAGAUACAAAAAACGAUUAGUUAUCCUUAUAUUGUCUAUGCUGAUUUUGAAGCUCUGUUGGUAAAAACUAACAAAGCUUUAACUAAAAAUACGUUUGAAUAUCAAAAACAUGAAGCAUGUUCGUUUGGAUUAGUUGCAAUUGACUGGAAUGAUAAAAUCUUAUUUCAAAAAUUUUAUCGCGGCUUGAAUGCAAGUCAAAUAUUUAUUGACACACUUUUGACGUUGAAAGAUUUCCUUCGCAACCAUCUUGAACAGCACAAAAAACCAGCACAGCUGAGUAAUUUUGAAAGACAUGUUUUUGAAGCAUCGACUCAAUGUUAUGUUUGCAACAAGCAGCUGCAAGAUGAUAAAGUUAUCGAUCAUUGUCACUUGACUGGGAAAUUCCGAGGAGCUGCGCACAAUCGAUGCAAUCUCAAAAUGCGUUUACCUCAUAGGCUUCCAAUCAUAUUUCAUAAUCUGAAAGGUUAUGAUGCUCAUUUACUAAUCAGAGGUCUAAAAACAGAUAAAAUUCAUAAAAUAAAUGUAAUACCGCAAAAUACUGAAAAGUAUAUUGCAAUAAUAAUGGAUGAUUUCAUCUUCUUGGACAGUUAUGCUUUUUUGCUAUCUAGUUUGGACACAUUAGCAAAUAAUUUAUCAACUGAAGAAAAGAAGAAAUUUUUGUGUCAAACCUUUUCCGAGGAUGAUUUACCAUAUAUUCUGAAUAAGGGAUCACUGCCUUAUGAAUACAUGGACUCUUGGGAAAGAUUUGAAGAAGAAAGUUUACCAUCUAUUGAUAAAUUUUUUUCGCAUCUGUCACUAAAAACAAUUGAUAAACAAUUGCACGAUAGAUUGCUCGAUAUAUGGGAGCAUUUUAAUUGUAAAAAUCUUGGGGACUUUCAUGAUAUUUAUCUUAAAGUUGAUGUUUUACUUCUUGCAGCUAUUUUUCAAAACUUUCGUGCGACUAGUUUGAAACAGUUUGGAUUAGAUCCUUGUCACUAUUUCUCAACCCCGGGACUAACAUGGGAUGCCUCCUUGAAGUUCACUGGUGUUGUGUUGGAUCUAUUGACUGAUAUUGACAUGGUUUUAAUGAUUGAGGAGGAAAUAAGGGGAGGAAUAUCUUGCUCUAUGUGCCGUUACGCAUGCGCUAAUAAUGAACUAUCAGAGAAAUUUGAUCCUAAUCAACCAAGCUCUUUUUUAACAUAUCUUGACGUUAACAAUCUCUACGGAUAUGCUCUUAGUGAUGUUCUGCCUUGUCGAAAAUUUGAAUGGGUUCCUCCUUACAUGUUUCAAAGUGUAAUUGAGGAAAUUUUGCAUUCUGAUUCUGACCGAAAAACUGGUUACAUUCUAGAGGUUGAUCUUGACUAUCCGUCAUGUUUACAUGAUCUUCAUAAUGAUUAUCCUUUGGCACCUGAAAGGAUAACUGUUGAAUAUGAACAGUUGAGUGGUUAUCAAAAAGAAAUUGUGAGCUUUUUAGAAGCUGCAGGCAUUAAGCGUUACAAAACUAAGAAACUUGUUCCGAAUUUGAUGAACAAAGAAAAUUAUGUUCUGCAUGAGAAAAAUCUUCGUUUCUACAUUGAGAAAGGUCUAGUUUUGAAAAAGAUUCAUCGCAUUAUUAGUUUUGAGCAAGAAGCUUGGCUCAAACCAUAUAUUGAAAUGUGCACAGAAAAUAGAAAAAAAGCUACAUCAUCAUUCGUUAAAGAUUUUUGGAAACUAAUGGUAAAUUCAUUGUAUGGAAAAAGCAUAGAAGAUAAAAGAAAACAUAGUAAAGUCAUAAUUGCUACGAAUGGAAAACAAGCAUUACAGCAAAUCAGGCAGCCAAUGUUUGAACAAUUUUACAUUCUAGACAAUGAUCUUGCAAUAAUCAAGUUGAGAAAGUUUGAAGUUAUUCUCGACAAACCGAUUUAUUUAGGGUUUACAGUCUUGGAACUAUCAAAGUUACACAUGUACAGACUACAUUAUGAUCAUUUCAAACCUAAAUAUGGAUCUAGAUUGUCUCUCAUCUACACUGACACCGACAGUUUUAUUUAUAAAAUACAAACAAAAGAUUUAUACAAUGACUUGCAAGAAUUCAAUUACCUUAUGGAUUUUUCUGAUUAUCCGCAAGCACACUUUUUGUACAGCAUUGAAAAUAAAAAGAAACUAGGAUAUUUGAAAGAUGAAAUGAAUGGGCAAAUAAUUGAUGAAGUAGUUGCAAUAAAAGCUAAACUUUAUGCUAUCAAAUAUGGUACAAAUAAAAAAAUGACUGCUAAGGGAGUGCAAAAAGCAAUUGUUAAAAGUGGGAUUUCAAUAGAGGAUUAUAAGGCUUGUCUUUUCGAAAAUGUGUUAUUGAAGCAUAAAAACUUUAGGUUACAGAGUAAACAUCAUGCUAUUUCUUCAGUAGAGAUAAAUAAACUAUCUUUUUCUCCACUUGAUGACAAGAGAUACAUUUUGGACGAUGCAGUUAGCACUUUAGCAUACGGGCAUUAUAGAAUUGUAAAAUAAGAAUAUACAAAAGCAAAUCAUGGCUCCAAGUAGCAAAGAAAUUUCACUUUUCUUCAAAAUUCAAGCUACGAAAAUUGAGUUUGAUAAAUUGUUCUUGACUUUGGCAAAGGAAUGGAUACAGCUUACUUUCAUUGAAGGACAAAAAUUGAAACAAAUGAAAAGUUUAUUUCUGGAAUUGCAUCAUGAUGAGCGAUGGUCAGAAAAAACAAAAGCUUAUUUCAAAAGAGUAGCUGCUGAUAUUGGUAAUAGGGAGGUUAUUUUCUUGCACGCAAAGCUGAGAAGAGAAAUAUCAAACGUGUGUAUUUGGUUGGAAAAUUGGAAAAAUUAUGAGAAAAAGAAUCAAAUUUAUAACAGGACGAGAGAAGAACAGCCAUGUAGUAGCGGUCUUGGUAGAAAGAAACGAAAAAACGAGCACUUUAUGCACUAUUUCUUGGAACAAGCCAGAUUAUCUAAAGAAGCGAGAGGAGAAACACUACCCAUGCAAUUAACUACUGAGCAGACGAUUGAAACUGUUGUGGAGUAUCUCUUGACACGAAACAAGUUUAUCUCAUGAUUAAACCAAUACAUUUUUUCUGUAUUUGUAUUUUCUAUUUAAU